UUUUGUUCCCACGCUUUCUGGAAAUGCUUUUCUUUGGUUUUUGUCCGAGGUUUUUCGUCUUGUCUUGUACGAUGAUCUCAUAAUUCGGCUUACAGACAAAAGAAAAACCAGGGGGAAAAACCUUACCAUUGCCAUGGAAAACUGGCUUCCGAUUCGUUGAGGUUCUUUAAUUUAGGUAUGUAUGUAUAAUAUGUAUGUGUGUCCUGAUCGAUCAAGCUGAUACUUUUCUUUCUACUUUUGUCACUUUCCUACGAUGCCAUAAAAGAAAACAUAUCACUUCAUAACAUCCUCGUUGUCAGGAAAAUGAACCCCUUGUGUGCUUUUAAAUUACAUUGCAUCAAGAAUCUUUGCAGGGCCUCGUCCGAAGUUGAUGUUCUUAGGUGAGAUUGAUUCUUCGUUGAGGUUUUUAAGGUUCUGAUCCAUUUUCCCAAUCACCUGCAGAGCUAUUUCCAAUCUUACAACCUUAGACAAAUCUGACCAGCAAUGGACCCUGAAAAGCCUGACCAUAAACAGGAAGGGAAGAAUCCCAAAUCUUCCAAUCCGUCGUUGGAUUUGGACAUAGCUGAAAAAGAUCAUUCUUUCGAUAAAUCCAAAUCCAAUGAUGACCUGAUAUCUUCUCCAAAUACUUCUGCUCCAAUGAGCACUUCAUCUUCGACACCAUCGCCAAAUUCUGCUCAAGAAUCGAAGCCUGAUGGCUAUGAUCCAAAUCGGUUGCCGGAAUCCAUAUUUUCGACGGAUCCUAAUCGUGCUUCCGAAUGGAGCAUUGCGUCGACUGAAUCAUUGUUCAGCAUUCACAGCAGCUUCUCGGGAAAUAAAUCUUUUCUCAAGAAAGAUAAACCUGAUGAUUCAAAAAAGAAAGAUUCUGCAGAGACCAUAGACAAUCAAGAAUUGGUUCAUUCUAUAGAACCUCCUGUUUCCGAGAUCACAACCCCUUCGGCAACCAUUCCUCCGACUUCUGCCAGCAACGCGCGCCAGUCCGUUGAGAGUGAGACCAGCACAAGCUCCUUCUCAUUCCCAGUAUUGGUGAAUGAUUGUGGCAAGAAUGGGUUGAUAGAUUGGGCCCCCGGGAAGCCGGAGCCGAUGCACAAACAAGUUCCCGAUCAUGCUGAAGCUCCUAAAGCUUCUAAAAGACGACGGCUUUGUUGUUUCCCCUGUUGGCGCUGCUGCUACUGCUGCUGCUAAUAUGAACGAUAUAUAAUCUCAGCUUGUCUUUUGCGUGGCGCGUGCCGGUGCUAUUGGUUCCAUCUUAGGACAUAUUAUCCUACAAUUUAGCUCUCAAAACAUACAUUUUUUGAACUUAUUUUUUCUGGCAAAUAACAGUAUGCAUGUUCUUGGUUA
Andrographis paniculata is the source of this 1338-nucleotide messenger RNA. RefSeq lists its product as uncharacterized. The record is from RefSeq and is a predicted model, not a curated record. The transcript is spliced from 2 exons. NCBI's taxonomy places the organism in Eukaryota, Viridiplantae, Streptophyta, Magnoliopsida, Lamiales, Acanthaceae. The coding region runs from base 484 to 1182 and encodes 232 amino acids.